AUGUCCAUAUUUAUAUUUUUGACAGAUGCUUUCUUUACAUGUCGAAAGAAUGUGCUUCUGCCAAAGAGCACACCCAUAGACGGCCUCUCUGCUCCAGUCGGUGGGAAGCCAGGCUCGGAGGAGCAGCAAGCCCUGCUGCAGCAGUGGCUGGAGAAGGGGGCUGGGGGGCUUUGCUCUAAUGAGAGGGCUUCAGAACCGGACCAAGUGCCAGCCAUUUCGGCGGUGGAGUGGCAAGAAGGCCCAAAGCUACUGAUGACAAGUUUAAGCAACUUGAUUGUCUCGCCACAGUCUAGUGGCCAAGAGGAGGAAGAGGAGCAACAGCUGCAGCAGCUGCAAGGGGUCCCAGCUGAAGGAUCUUCUGAACUACAGGAAUUUGUAGAAACUACCCUGGCAAGCUCACCAACAGAGGAAAGAGAGGAUGUAGAAGUCAGUGCUCCGUGGGCAGCAGUACAGACAGAGGGUGAUCUUCCAGAUGUGGAUGCUCCUCUGUCCACAGAAGUGUGGAUCGAAGAUCCUGCUGUGUUAGCCUGGAGUCCUGCCCAGGAGACUGAUGUGGUAUCAGCCGAGGGAGUAAUGUGGCCUUUUGCAGAUGCAGGUCAAUUUCAGCCACUCCCACUAGAAAUACCUUAUCAUGAGAUUCUGUGGAGAGACUGGGAAGAUCUCUCUGCCUGCAUGCCAGAGCUGAACCCAGAGAGUGGGUCUCUAUUUGAAUUCAGAGUAAUGUCAUACAACAUUCUGGCCCAGGACCUGAUUGAGCAGUGCCCUCAUCUUUAUAUGCAUUGCCAUCCGGAUACCCUAAACUGGAGCUAUCGUCUUGCAAAUCUCUUACAGGAAAUCCAGCACUGGGAUCCUGAUAUUCUCUGUCUCCAAGAAGUUCAGGAGAAUCACUAUUGGGAGCAGCUGGAGCCAACACUGAUGAUGAUGGGCUUUACCUGCAUCUACAAGAGGCGGACAGGGAGAAAGACAGAUGGUUGUGCAAUCUGUUACAAGCAGAACAAGUUCCAACUGAUCAGCGCUAGCCCUGUUGAAUACUUCCGGCCUGGCUUGGAUAUCCUCAGCAGGGACAAUGUGGGCCUGGUGUUACUGCUACAGCCCUUAUUAACAGAAAGUCCAGGAAACAAGGCAAUCAGCCCUUUGUGUGUGGCAAACACUCAUGUAUUGUACAGCCCCCGUCGGGGAGACAUCAAACUGGCCCAGAUGGCUCUGCUCUUGGCGGAGAUUGACAAAAUUGCAAAACUGACUGAUGGCAGUUACUGCCCCAUCAUCUUGUGUGGGGAUCUGAACUCUGUGCCUGACUCACCACUAUAUAAAUUCAUCCGGAAUGGCCAGUUGUACUAUCAUGGGAUGCCAGCCUGGAAGGUGUCUGGGCAGGAGGAAUUUUGUCAGAACCCACACCAACGGAAAUUGCUGUUUCCUCUGUGGCCCAGCUGCCUGGGUAUAACAGAUGAUUGUCAGUAUAUCACCCUUUGCCAAAGCAAGAAGUCAGACAGACUUAAAUAUAGUCGUGACUUCCUGCUUCAGUUCCGUUACUGUGAUACUGCCUGUGAGCGACCUACAGACUUGAUCCUGUUGGAAGGUGUGACAGAUGCCAUGCCAGACCGUCCUGCAGACUGGCCUAAGGACCUCACUGUAGAGAACAACUCUGAUCCAGAACUGUUUUGUUCAAGGUAUCCGGGCAGUAUUCACCAUGGCCUCACCCUGACCUCAGCUUACAGCCACUUCCUGCCUGAGAGAGGUUGUCCAGAGAUUACAACCAUGCCAAUGGGAGUGGGGGCCACUGUGGAUUAUAUCUUCUACUCAGCAACACCAGUCAAGAAUGAUAAGGAAGAAUAUCGCAGGAUGUACCAGGAUGGAGCCCUAAAGCUGCUUGGCCGCCUCUCCCUUCUCUCUGAAGACAUCCUUUGGUCAGCAAAUGGCUUGCCAAAUCCUUUCUGUUCAUCUGAUCAUCUCUGUCUGCUGGCCAGCUUUGGGCUAGAGAUUUCUGACUUCUAAUCAUGUGCCAGAUCUUCAGGACUCUCUUAAGAGUUGCCUGAAUGGGAAAAUCAUGCUACUGAAGUUUGCAUCAGCGAACGAAAAGAAAAAAAAAAAGGAUCUUUCCCAUCCUUCCCCCUUCCCUAUUUUUGAGAUGUCCUUGUUCUUUUCUCCCUUUUUUUCAUGAGGAAAUAACGAUUUGGUUUACUCUAGAAUUCUGCAAUCUUAGUCUGAGCUUCACUGCCACUUUAUGUCUGCCUAUAGUCUGGCCACUGUACCAUCUUAAAGGGCAUCCUGCCAUCAAACUGGUAGCCUUCUCUAUUUGGUCUUCCUCUGUUUGGAAAGUAUGCUUAGCCAGCACCAGUUAGCAGGGCGUGUCAUGGAGCACCACAAAAAUCUGAACAGAGUCUUCAUGUAAUGUGGGCUACAUACACACACACACACACACACAAACAAACAAACCCUUGCUUUGUGCUGCAGGCAGCAAGGGAUCUCUGUAUUGUUUUCUAUUGCAUUCAAACCAGAGUAAUGGUGAUGGAGUGAUUUAAACUUUUUGAGAGCUGGUGAUAGUGGUGCUAUUGCUGCUGCUGAUCCUGUUUCCAUGGGUAGAUGCUUGUUGAUUGGCACACCCCUCUUGUUUGUUUGGAAAUGAAAUUAAUUCAGCUGGUGUCCCCUGACUACCCAGAAGCUUUUCCAUAGAUUCCCCAGGCAAUUUAAUUUGUUUGCAUGGCAUCAAAGCUUCUUGAAAGCUGCUCUAAUAUCAGAUUAAAAAUUAAUUUUAUUCUC
This is a messenger RNA of Python bivittatus (Burmese python), 2757 nucleotides long. The record is from RefSeq and is a predicted model, not a curated record. NCBI's taxonomy places the organism in Eukaryota, Metazoa, Chordata, Lepidosauria, Squamata, Pythonidae.